AUGGGUAGAUUACAUUUAAAUCUAUUACUGUUGCUCUCAAUAAGUUUAUUUACAGUUCAAGUGAAUGGUCAAUGGUUGGAAAUUAAAAAUUACUUUAGAUUGUUCGGUGACCCAGUUUGCAAUGUAAAUACUCAGUGGCUUGGUGGAGUGAGUGCUUAUCCAACCUGUGACGGAAAAGGAAAUGUUUUGACAUUGACUGUUCUAAAUAUUGGUGGAUCUUCUCCAUUGGCUAUGACACCACAAUUGGCAAAUCAUCCAACUCUAGAUACAUUGUAUUUUGCUAAUAUCCAAAAAGGUAUAACUUUUCCAACUUCUGAUAUGACAAAUAUGACAGGUCUACGUAAUGUUAACAUCUCAGUUAAUACAAUUUCACCAUCAACUGUUUUCGAUUUCUCGAAAGCUACUAGUCUUCAAACUCUGUUAUCACUAAAAUUAUCAACUAACUUUAUUUUACAAAGUGCUCUCAAGACUAAUGUAAAUUUCCCUUUAGACUUUACUGUAUUCACUAAAAUUCCAUCACUUAAGUAUUUAUUUUUAAAUGGUCUUACAGCUAAUCCAACAGAGUUUAUGCCGAUCGCUUCUAUAAAUUGGCCAUCAUUAAUAUCUUUAGAGUUGAUUGGUUCAGGAUUUAAUGGUACAAUGGAUCCUAAAUUUUUCUAUCUCCCAUCAUUAAAGUCAUUCACUGUAGUUAAUAGUCCAUUGUUGACCUUUGAAAUUCCAAAUAAUUUGUAUGAUGGAAGUUUAACUACUUUGAACAUUACCAAUACAAACUGUGGUGGUACACUUCCAGUUAAUAUUAUCAAUCGUAGUAUUACAAGAUUGGACAUUAGAAAAACAGCAAUCAGUGGAGCACUUCCAUCUCCAUUCUUAUGUUUGCCACCUGAUGUCACCAAUCCAAACGUUCCAACCAAUCCAAAAUACCUUUUCGAUAAAGUUUUCACAAAUUACAAUACUACUUAUCAAGGUCUUUGUAUUCCAAAUAUUACAUCUAUUUCACCAUAUCCACUUCAAAUAAAUAGUACUAUUACUUUGAGUGGAAACAACAUUGCUGGUGUCAAUGGUUACUAUUUGAUAAAGAUGUCGAACACUGUUGGAGAUCAAGUAAAUAUCAAUUGCAUCAUGGUAGAUGGAGAAACUAUUGUUUGUACCAAUGGUCAAAUUCAAGGUGAAGGAACAUUAAAUAUUCAGAUUUUCAAUGGAAACAAUCCACCACCACAAGAUUCAAUUGAUUUUGCCUAUCAAGCACCACUCAUUCUUUCGGCAACACCAUGUCCAACACUCGGUGGUAACAUCACAUUGACUGGAUACGACCUUGUUGACCCAGUUGGUAUCCAAGAGAAUUCCGGUAUCGUCAUCCUCGGAAAGCGUUGUGAGAACAUUCAAAUUAUCGUUCCCUAUCGUGUAGUAUCUUGUUACUACCCACCAGGAAUUGUCUCAAACGUCCCCAUUUCCUUCAAAGUCAAAGGAUUGAUGAGCACCAAUUCUAGUGUCAACUUCUUCUACAAAGCACCCUAUGUAAUCUCAUCGAAUGCUAUUCUUCCAAAUGUAGAGUCUGACUUGAUCAUUUCAGGUUCUGAUUUCUGGAAUGACAAGGAUUUGAUCACAGUCACCAUUGGACCAAACCAAAUCAAUUGUCCAGUCUCAUUGGUCAACCACAAUAUCAUCAUCUGUAGAUUCCCAGCGACUCCAUACGUCACUGGUUCUAUGAGCAUCAACGUAACAGUUCUAUCCCAAAGUUCUCAACCCAAUGGACUAUUCCAGUUCAUCGAUGAGAAUCUCUGUCCAAAAUCAUGUAGUGGUAAAGGUGUUUGUAGUGUAUCCGUUGGAUUCUGUAUUUGUGAAGAUUUGUAUGGACCAGCUUGUACCCAAACACCAAUUCAAACCGCAUAUGAAUUAGAAACAGGAACACCUCUUUUAACUAUUUCAGCUGAGAACAAUAAGACUCAGUUGCAAGCAACAUUGGUUUCAGUUAUUGAGAAUGGUGCCGAAACUUUGAUUCCAUCCAAUUGGAUUGUCACUCAGAAUGACACCUACGCCGUUUACAAUUGGACUUCAAAGAUGAUUGUCACCAUCCGAAAGAAUGUUGCAGACGGAAGUGAGCAAUUGGGUGGUCUGAAUUACACUUACCCAGCCAACAGCUAUGCUUAUUCUGUUGAGUAUACCAACACUUUGAUGCCAUCACCAUCUUUGCAAUUCAAAUUCUCAAUCAAAGUUAUUCCAGAGGAAUGCGAAGUUCCUCCAAUGACACUGGCCUAUCCAACCACCGAUAACUCUAGCGAAACACAAUCGGCUGAUCUGCAUUGGUCAUUGCUCACUCAGUAUCAAACACAAUGGUCAGCUCGUUAUCCUCAAUCGGCCAACGUCAACUCUGGAUACGGAUCGGUAAAGUCACGUGUACUCUCACAAACUGGAUCCAGUCAAAUUCUCCUGGUAACCGUACUACCAGGUACUGCGCAACAAGAAGAUAUCUUUGAAACUCGUUUCGAAAUGGAUUUCACUGCCUACCAAGCAACAGAUAGCAGAACUCCAGGUGGUAGCUGUAAGGGCUCAUCGAGUGAGGACAACAGAUGGAAGAUUGCAGUUGGUGUUGUUGUUGGUGUAGUUGGUGCCGCCAUAUUCGCAGUUCUCCUCUUCUACAUUUUCAGACAAAAGACCAAACUUGACGAAACAAAAAGAUUAUUAGAUAAGAAAUUAGCAGAAUUGAACGGGCUAUAA
Heterostelium album PN500 is the source of this 2715-nucleotide messenger RNA. RefSeq lists its product as uncharacterized. The transcript has 10 exons. The record is from RefSeq and is a predicted model, not a curated record. Bases 1 to 2715 code for a protein of 904 amino acids. Lineage: Eukaryota; Evosea; Eumycetozoa; Acytosteliales; Acytosteliaceae.